AUGUCGUAUGCAGGCCUACGCACAAAGUUUGCGGUCCGGGACUAUUUCCGCAUGUACCGAACGCGGCGCAAGCAGGAAAUCACGCGACAGGUGCCGCCAUCCAAGCAAUCGAGGUUAACCGAGCGUGGAGGGGGUUCUUGUGAAGACCGCAGCGGGGGCCUGCAGAAGUACGACACGCUGCACGGAGUUCGCCGCAAUGCAGCAGCAGUGCCAGUUCCACUGCACGAGCAUGACGCGCGCAAUCCCAUGGGCCUCCUGCGUUACCUGCCAACCGUUGGCGCUAACCUACAGCCAGGUGUGCCUGUCCGUAGCCAGUGCGUUCAUGCAGCAGUGGUACUGGCUGCGGCGCCAGCCGUGGAGGCGAGGGACUCGCAGCUGCGCCGGGGCCCCCUGGCGCCUCUUGGUAACGCGCAGUGUAUCAACACAUCUGGUUGCGAGAUCGCCAACCCCGUGCCCAGCCAUGCUGUCCAGCAAGCCGUGGAGAUGCGCCGCUCCGGUGAAUGCGUCACGCAGCCCGCUGUGGGCCGUCAUACCCGGCACCCCGGCGUUGCUGAGGCCCUGACGCGGAAGGAAACACGCGUCCGUGAGCGCGUCGCCCCAGACGACGGGUAUCGCAAGCGCCCCAGGAAGGCAACAGUUGAUGUGAAUCACGCCAGCGUUGAAGGCAAGGCGCAGGUCUUGGCCGGUGUGGAGAAUAACCAGAUAUUACUCCAAGCAAACAAGGGUAAGAUGUCGCCGGUAUUGGACAGCCGUGCACCGCUGAAGCAGGCUCCCGCGUCCUCGUCUCGUGGCCGAAGGAUGGCUGGCGAGCACACCAAUUGGCAUGUUGGAUCGACGGCUGAGAUGGGAACCUUCGUGCCUGUGGAAGACCAGAGCAGCGGCGACAGUCGUCAUGCAACGGGAGCAGCUGACGAAUGUGCGGACGGCGAGCCGGUGGGUGGUGUCGGGCAGCAGGAGGCUUCACUCCGCCAAGAUUACGAGUCGGUGCUACACCCUGAUCAGGAAUUGGAGGACCCGGGUACCGGGCCCAUGUGGGUUCCAUUUAAUGCCCUGGCUCAACAAGGCUAUAGUAAUGCUGCGGCGUUGCGGACUGGCAACACUCUGUCAGGGUUGGUUGGCCCGCUUGCUGCGACUCAUUACCUUCCUGAGAAGCAGCGGUUGCCUUUCCCGUUCAUGCAGUUGCCGGCCCUGCAGCAGCCGGCCUACCUGCCUAGCGCACUUCUUGGCGGCAGCGCAGGCCUUCCGGCGCUGGCUAUGCCGUUGGCGACUGCCUUCCUGCCCUGGGGACUUGCGAGUGCGCCUGGCGAGUUUGUGAAUGCUUUCGUUGGUAACCUCGGCCAGGAUGCCUUUCGUUCGACUGGGGCAUACAGGAGGUACCUCACCGCAGCCGCUGCGCAUGCCGCGGGGGGUGCGUACUUGUAG
This is a messenger RNA of Volvox carteri f. nagariensis, 1422 nucleotides long. RefSeq lists its product as uncharacterized. The transcript is spliced from 5 exons. NCBI's taxonomy places the organism in Eukaryota, Viridiplantae, Chlorophyta, Chlorophyceae, Chlamydomonadales, Volvocaceae. Bases 1 to 1422 code for a protein of 473 amino acids. The record is from RefSeq and is a predicted model, not a curated record.